Molecule: messenger RNA, 496 nt
Organism: Erythranthe guttata (spotted monkey flower)
Lineage: Eukaryota; Viridiplantae; Streptophyta; Magnoliopsida; Lamiales; Phrymaceae
Source: RefSeq, a predicted model, not a curated record
UCAAGAACAUAUAUCAUCUAUCUGCAAGUUGAGAGUUCCCAAUGAAAAUGGUGGCAGCUGCUCCCAAAUCUUGUUUGUUCAUCUUGGUUACGUGCUUGUACAUGCAUGCAUGCAUUACUUCUCAACACAAGUAUCCACUGGCCAAUAAGGGUAUUCUUGUAAAUUACAGUCCAAUUUCAAGGGGAACAACUGACGACAGCUCACGGAGUAGUACUACUAGAUUAAUCAGUUCAAAAACCAAGGAAGAAGAAGAUGCUGCACUACUAAUUAUUUGCAAGAAAAACAUUAAUGGCUGUAAUAAAGUAGCAAAAUCAGGAGAUCAAGAUCAAUAUUCUUCCGUGAGGGAUUUGCAGAGUGCAACAAAACCAGAGGAUUCGAGAUGGCCACAGUUGAAUGCUGGAGAAGAGGAUUCGCAUUCCUCGAUUUCCAGCGAAGAAGAUUUAACGGUGACCGAUUAUCAGCUACCACGUCGAAAAUCUCCGAUUCACAAUUAAAU